This is a messenger RNA of Gorilla gorilla gorilla (western lowland gorilla), 4686 nucleotides long. It is a transcript of the gene ETFBKMT, whose product is annotated as electron transfer flavoprotein subunit beta lysine methyltransferase. Gene Ontology annotation, biological process: peptidyl-lysine trimethylation. Gene Ontology annotation, cellular component: mitochondrial matrix. Gene Ontology annotation, molecular function: protein-lysine N-methyltransferase activity. NCBI's taxonomy places the organism in Eukaryota, Metazoa, Chordata, Mammalia, Primates, Hominidae. The record is from RefSeq and is a predicted model, not a curated record. The coding region runs from base 311 to 1099 and encodes 262 amino acids. The transcript is spliced from 4 exons.
GCUGCUGGGAAAAAGGGCGGGGCCGCGAGGGGCCGCCGUCCGUCCCGCCCCUUGCCGGGCCGCGGCGCUCUGCUAGAGCGUGGCUCAGUUUUGGUAGCGGGACCCCAGAAAUGUAAAGCAUGAGCGGGAAGAGUCGCCAGGGCGAGUGACAGGCGAGCCCUGUGCUUUACUUCCGAGGGCGGUGUCAGCAAAGCUAGAGUCAGAGGUUCCGGUUGAGAUCAAGUUGGGAGACACACCCUUGUUCAUUCUUCUUGAGAAGCAGCCAUUAUCAACAGAACAUUGACAGAACCUGUGUUUGGGGAAAGGACUGAUGGCUUUGAGUCUAGGUUGGAAAGCACACAGGAACCACUGUGGUCUCCUCUUGCAGGUUCUGCGAAGCAGUGGUCUUCUCUUGUUUCCCUGUGGCCAGUGUCCCUGGAGAGGAGCUGGAAGCUUUUUGGACCCUGAGAUAAAGGCUUUCCUGGAGGAGAACACUGAAGUCACCAGCAGUGGUAGCCUCACCCCUGAAAUCCAGUUGCGGCUUUUGACCCCCAGAUGCAAAUUCUGGUGGGAGAGAGCUGACCUGUGGCCCCACAGUGAUCCUUACUGGGCAAUCUACUGGCCAGGAGGCCAAGCCCUGUCUAGGUAUCUUUUGGAUAAUCCUGAUGUUGUCAGAGGAAAAUCUGUGUUAGAUCUUGGGAGUGGAUGUGGAGCUACAGCUAUUGCUGCUAAGAUGAGUGGGGCAUCAAGGAUCUUGGCCAAUGACAUAGACCCUAUUGCAGGAAUGGCUAUUACACUAAAUUGUGAAUUGAACAGACUGAAUCCUUUUCCUAUUUUAAUCCAAAACAUUUUGAAUUUGGAACAAGAUAAGUGGGACCUUGUUGUUCUUGGCGAUAUGUUUUAUGAUGAAGACCUUGCAGAUAGUCUUCAUCAGUGGCUGAAGAAGUGCUUCUGGACCUAUAGAACUCGAGUACUGAUUGGUGACCCUGGGCGGCCCCAGUUCAGUGGACACAGCAUUCAGCAUUACCUGCACAAAGUGGUAGAAUAUUCACUUUUGGAGCCUACUAGGCAGGAAAACAGUGGACUGACAACAAGCACAGUGUGGGAUUUUCAGCCUUGAGUUGUCAAAGUGCUUCCAAGUAUGAAUAUAGUAAUGUUUGGAUCUGACUCUAAAAGUUUUCUCUAUAGGAGAUACUCUCCAGUUUAAUGAAUGUAAUUCUUGUUAAAUGGAAAAUCUUGUUUUUACAAUAUGAAGGUUUAGAGUUUUGUUUACUUUUGUCAUGUAACUGGUUCUGUAUUUCUAUGCAUGCCAAUUAUACACAUCUCUAUCUGCACUUUUUUUUCUAUUUUAACCGCUGAAGGAAUAUGAUUAUACAAUGCCAUACUCAAUGGUGGCAGCAUUUAAUUUAAGUAAUGGAGAAGAACUAAACAUUGUAGCUGGAUCUGUUUCUGUAGUCGAGGACAACUGUGAUGUAACUUUGAAUUAAACAAACAAAACAAAACAUAGAAGAAGACUAUAUAUAUAUUUUUUCUUUUUUUAGAGACAGUCUCACUUUGCUCCCAGGCUGGAAUGCAGUGGCUAUUCAGAGGCUUAAUCAUUGGGCACUGCAGCCUUGAACUCUGGGCUUUUUUUUUUUUGAGAUGGAGUCUCAGCUCUGUCGUCCAGGCUGGAGUGCAGUGGCUCAUGUCUCGGCUCACUGUAGCCUCCACCUCCCCCGUUCAAGCGAUUGUCCUGUCUCAGCCUCCAGAGUAGCUGGGAUUUUAGGUGUGCACCACCAUGCCUGGCUAAUUUUUGUAUUUUUAGUAGAGACGGGGUUUUGCCAUGUUGGCCAGGCCGGUCUCAAACUCCUGACCUCAGGUGAUCCACCCGCCUUGGCCUCCCAAAGUGCUAGGAUUACAGGUGUGAGCCACCACGCCAGCCUGACGCUGUUUUUUACUUCUAUCACUUCCUUUUGAUUUUUUCUUAUAGCUUCUAUCUCUGCUUACGUCACCCAUCAUUCUUGCGUGUUGUAUGCUUUUUGCAUUAGAGCCCUUUGCAUGUUAAUCAGUUAUUUUAAAUUUAUGAUCUGGUAAUUCUAAAAUGUCUGCCAUAACUGAGUCUGGUUCUGAUGCUUGUUUUCUUUUCAGACUGUUUUUUUUGUCUUUUAGCAUGCCUUGUAAUUUUUUGUUGAUAGCUAGACAUGAUGUAUUGGAUAAAUAAACAAGUAAACUAAGGUAGCAUGAGGUUUUAAAAUCUGGGUAGGGCUACUGUUUGCUGUAGUGUAGAUAUUACAGGCUAAAUUUUCCUCUAGUGUCCUGGCUAUUGUCUCCUCUGUUAUCUUUGAGUUUCCCUAGAGAUUCCUUCUUAUAUAGAGUCUGAAGCUUGUAGUUUUUUUCACCUGUAAUUCCCUGUUAUAUACAGUAGCCUAACUGAUGUGAUAAGGUAUGGGAGAAGGUAUGUUCUCUAGUCCUGUGAUUAAGUCUCAGUCAGUUAAGUCAGCCUGUGCCCCUGCUGUGACCUUCACAAGUGCUUUCAGCUUUUCUUUUGUCACUUUGGUGAGACAGGAAAGCUAGAGGCAGCUGGAGUUGGGUGCUUCCUUUCCCCCAGGUCAACGAGGCUCUGGUAAAAUAGUUUCCCUUGAGAACUGGCUUUUGUUAAGGAGAAUUGAACACUUGGGCAUAUUUCAAAAUGGUUACUUUCCCUAUCCUCAUACCAGAAGAGGGGAUUUUUCUCUGAUCCUCACCCUGAGAACCUGGUAGGUAUCCUGGAGGUAAAACUAUGAAAGUGUGGUGUCUCCCCUAGGAGUGGGCCCCCUGGAGUUUGUUUGUUUUAAUUUAACAAAGUUUAACUGAGCAAAGAACAAUCUGUGAAUUGGGCAGCUCCCAAAAGCAGAAUAGGUUCAGAGUGACUGCAGGGUUGCCACACCUGGUUAGAUAACGUUUAUGGACAGAUUCCUAGAGCUUUUGAUUCUUUUUUUUUUUUUUUUUGAGACAGAGUUUCACUCUUAUUGCCCAGGCUGGAGUGCAAUGGUGCGAUCUUGGCUCACUGCAACCUCCACCUCCUGGGUUAAAGUGAUUCUCCUGCCUUAGCCUCCUGAGUAGCUGGGAUUACAGGUAUACACCACCAAACCCAGCUGGGAUUACAGGCAUGCACCACCAUGCCCAGCUAAUUUUUGUAUUUUUAGUAAAGACAGGGCUUCGCCAUGUUGGCCAGGCUGGUCUCGAACUCCUGACCUCAGGUGAUCCACCUGCCUCAGCCUCCCAAAGUGCUGGGAUUACAGGUGUGAGCCACUGUGCCAGGCUGGAGCUUUUGAUUCUUAAGUCCAUCCACAUGGAGCCUCCAGCAACUCAGGAAUUACAGCAUAAAUGUUCCUAUUGGUACUGGCUCCAGCAACAGGCUUCUGCUCCCUGUAACCUAUGGUUCUUUGUAUUUGCGUUUCUAAUUUGUGAGGCAUUCUCUCUUUAACCUUAAUUCUCUAAUGGAUCUAAGUGUUGUUGAUUUUUCAGUUUAUUGAGCUUUUUUCUUAUUGUGAGGAUGGGAAUGAUGACUUCCAAUCUCUUUAUAUUAGAAAAUGUAAAUCAGACUAGAGACUGGAAAUUUUUGUUGUUGUUGUUGGGUGUUUUGUUUUGUUUGUUUUUAGACAGGUCUUGCUCUCUCAUCCAGGCUGGAGUUCAGCGAUGCGACCGUGCUCACUGCAGCCUCGACUUUCUAGGCUCAGGUAAUCCUCCCACUUCAGCCUCCUUAGUAGCUAGGCCUGUAGGCAUGCACCACCAUGAUGCCUGGCUAGUUGUUUUAUUUUGUAUUUUUUGUAGACAUGGAGUCUUGCUACAUUGGCCAGGCUGGGUAUUACUGGGUAUUUCUUUCUUUCCUCCUUUAUUUCUUUCCAUAUUUACUUAUUCAAUGAAUAUUUGAGUGCUUAUUAUAUACCAGGCACUGUUCUAGGCACUGGGGAUAUGGGGAUACAGCAAUGAAAAAAAAAAGAUAAAUAUUUUGUCCUUAUGAAAUUUGUAUUCUAGAGUAGGGAGACAUAAUGAACAAAUGAAAACAGGCAUCAGAUGGUGAUAGGUAGUAAGGAGAAAAAGAAGUAAGGGUAAUAGGGAAUACUGGGUACUGGAUGGGGUACAGAUAUUGUAAACAGAGUGGUGAGAAAUAGUUAAUACAACUAGCAACAUAAAAAAGGAGAAAUAUCAAACUGCAAACUGUUUUAGGAAGAUAAAUCCUUCAUAGACCCAAAGAAGCUCACAAUUUAGAUGUCGAAACUAGUUUCUGCAAAAAGGGGAAAAUGUGAUUGACUUGGUUAAAUAUUCAGUAUUAAAUUUUAUUGAAUUUGUGUUUAGAAAAAUUUCAUAGAUAGAACAGGCCUAACCCAUUUUGCACAUAUAUACAUAUGCACCACCUUUGCAGUGGCAACAUAUAUAUCCACACUAUAAACAUACCACAUUUAUAAAUCUUGUAAGGACAAGAAAUGGAGUUGAAUAAGUAACCCCCAACAUAUACGAGAAAGUUAGCAUACUUACCCCGUUUUUCACUACAUCAGAGGCAAAAUAAGAAAUCUUUUAAGAAAAUCUCAAGACAGGCUCAUGGCAAAAUGAAUAUGCUAAAUUUGGGGGUUGGUUUAAGCAUGGUAUGUGUCAGGUAAUUUUGUGAUUACCAAAAAGUUUUCACUUGAAAACUAAGACCUUUGCUGUUUAUUUCACAAUGUGAAAUCAAUAAACCUGAGGAUACAA